CUUAACUGAAGUGCAGUAUAAACAAUACUAGAGCUUGUGUUUCGGCGGAAUAUUACUUUUUGUACCACAAUGUUCCGUUAGUGUAAGGCAUUGUUAAGUUAUUAUAUUUAUUAUAAGUCAGCAACAUAUUAAUUCCUGUGUAUUGCUUAUUUUAAACACGUUAAAGAAUUUGCUUCAUCUUUUGCAAUUUGUUGCUGAAAUGGAUUGUGAAGGCACUGUAAUUAUAUCUUGUGGCACUUUGACUUCUGAAGAUAUCAUUUGUAAAAUUUUAGGUGUGGAAACACUACCUGAAAGCAUUGCAUCCGAUUAUGCUGUGAAAGGAUAUCUCUGGAACUGCAAAAAUAAAUAUUAUUCUACAAAAAUAAACCUUUAUGCUUUGGAAGAAAAAACAGAAUUGGAUUUAUCUUUCUGCAACAACAUUAAAGCUGUUAUUUUUUAUUUUGACACUCAAAAGCAGUCUAGUUUUGAUGAUGUUGCGAGUUGGCUGCCAUACCUGAAAGAUAUUGAUUCUGAGGUUCAGUUACUAUUAUGCAACGAUUGUCCUGAAGAAAACAGUAAUCCAGCUCUGGAGAGAAAAAAUAUCCUUAAAUGGUGUAUUGAAAAUCAGUAUGAAUUAGUGGAGCUCAAUCCAGUACCAGAAAGUGAUGAUGAAGAUGAACAAACUUUCAACUGUGCAAAAGGAUUUGACCGAGUUAUUGAAGCUCUUCAAUCUUAUGCAUGGGCUGAUUUAGUCUUUGAAGAAGAUAAACCUUCUGCUUCUGGAAAAGAAAAAGGAAAUUCAUCAGCCUCAAAUAAAGAUGGAUGCAAAACACUUAAAGUUGAAGAUCUAGAACUUGAUUUAGAAGAAAAAUGGUUGGAUGUCUUAAGAGGAGAAGAUCCUGGUGGGGAAUCAUUUGAAGCCCUCUUUGCCAAAUUUGCUAGUAUGAAGGAAAGAGCAUCUGGUCUAACAGGUGAUGACAGAAAGAAGUAUGCUGAAAAAGUUGCUAUUGCUUUUUGGCGAGCUACAGGUGGUAAUGAAGAUGAAAUUGAAGGUCUUGAUGAUAGUGAUGAAUAACAAGCGGCAUGUGUUUGGCAUGUACAUAUUAUGUAUAAAGCAUAUGUUAAGUGUUCAAUAAAUAUGAAGUUUCUUAAA
This is a messenger RNA of Argiope bruennichi, 1132 nucleotides long. RefSeq names its product alpha- and gamma-adaptin-binding protein p34-like. The transcript is spliced from 9 exons. The record is from RefSeq and is a predicted model, not a curated record. NCBI's taxonomy places the organism in Eukaryota, Metazoa, Arthropoda, Arachnida, Araneae, Araneidae. Bases 200 to 1054 code for a protein of 284 amino acids.